AUAAUUAUUUAUAUAAUUAAGCUAAUAAAAUAAACUCUAUGAAUCUCAAGUUGGAAACUUUUAGUACAGGCUUCAUUUACUACAGCAAGACAUAUCGACCAGACCAAUAAAAACGCUACACAUGGCGAUAAUGUCUUUACUGAUCUCUGUUCUUGUGUGUAAUAUAUUCCUUCUAGUUGCUCAACAAGCCACAGCCCAACCGUCAAGAUUCGUAUACCGUUCUUGUCAAAACAGCAAAGGUAACUACACCCUCAAUAGUACCUACCAAGCAAACCUCAAUCGCCUCCUCACCACACUUCCCACAUCCCAAAACGACAACGGUUACGGCUUUUACAAUCUCUCCUACGGCAAAGGCUCAGACCAAGUUUACGCAGUUGGACUCUGCCGCGGAGACAUCACACCCGAUUUCUGCCGGAGUUGCCUCAACAACUCCACGCAACUGCUCAAAGACAUCUGCCCGAACCAGAAGGAGGCAUUAUGUGUGUACGAACACUGCAUGUUACGUUACUCGAAUAGGUCCUUGUUGGGAAGUCCAGAGAUUACCCCAAGUUACGCUUUGUUCAACAACAAAAACGUGUCGUCUUCUAACGUUAAAGAGCAUUUUGAUAAUCUUAGCACUUUAUUAGAUGGUUUGAAAAGCGAAGCCGCUUCUGGAGGCUAUCUUCGUAAGUACGCCGCCGGAAAUGCGAAGGCUCCAGGGUUUUUAACCAUUUACGCACUCGUACAGUGCACCCCAGACUUGUCCGAGCAACAAUGUAUCAAUUGUUUGAAUAUCGUGUACGGUCAAAUUCCGAGAUGUUGUUCUGGGAAAGUAGGAGCCAGAAUUAUUGUCCCGAGUUGUAGUGUAAGGUAUGAGAAAUACUUGUUUUAUGUAUCUCCAAAUAACGCGCCGCCUCCAUCCCCAGAACUAACGACAUGGCCGACUAAUAACACCAUGAACAAUGAUACAGAAGGACAAAAGAGUAGUGACAAGACUAGAAAUAUCAUUAUUGCUGUUGUGGCCACACUUUCAGCUGUGGUACUAAUCAUCUUCCUCGCCGUGUGUUUAAGAUUAAGGAAAUCAAAGAACAAAGUUCAAGCUCUGAAAAUAUACGAACCAGUUGAUGAAAUUGAAAGUGCGGAGUCGUUGCAGUACGAUUUUGAAACCAUUAAUGUUGCCACGGAUCAGUUUUCUGAGGAUAAUAAGCUUGGACAAGGUGGUUUUGGUGCAGUUUAUAAGGGGAGAUUUCCCAAUGGACAAGACAUAGCCGUAAAACGGUUGUCGAGGGAUUCAAGCCAAGGAGAUGCAGAAUUCAAGAAUGAGGUAAUGCUAGUUGCCAAGCUUCAACACCGCAAUCUUGUUAGACUUCUCGGUUUCAGCUUGGAAGCAAGUGAAAGGCUUCUUGUCUAUGAGUUUGUGCAAAACGCAAGCCUUGAUCAUUUUAUAUUUGAUCCAAGAAACCGAGUCACUUUGGAUUGGGAUAGACGUUACAAAAUAAUAGGAGGCGUAGCUCGAGGACUUCUUUACCUUCAUGAAGAUUCUCGUUUAAAAAUUAUCCAUCGAGAUCUCAAAGCUAGUAAUAUCUUGCUAGAUGAAGACAUGAAUCCUAAAAUUGCAGACUUUGGAAUGGCAAGACAUUUUGUAGUGGAUCAAACCCAAGGCAAGACAAAACAUAUAGUGGGAACAUAUGGAUACAUGGCUCCGGAAUAUAUUUUUCGUGGACAUUUUUCAGUCAAAUCUGAUGUAUUCAAUUUUGGUGUUUUAAUUUUAGAAAUAGUAAGCGGUCAGAAAAAUAGUUCUUUCCGUCAAGGCGAGUAUGUAGAAGACCUUUUAAGCUACACGUGGAGAAUAUGGAGAGAAGGAAACACUUCAAAAAUGGUUGAUCCAUUAAUGAGAGUUGGGUCAGCAUCUGAUGUAAUGAGAUGCAUUCAUAUAGGACUAUUGUCUGUCCAAGAAAAUAUAGAAAAUCGACCAACUAUGAAUGCUAUUGUGCUCAUGCUAAACAGUAACUCUCUUUCUCUUCCACUGCCCUCUGAGCCGGCAUUCUUUAUGCGUAACAACACUAAAUCAUCAAAUCAUUCAAAAGGCGAAUCUAUUAAUGAAGCUUCAAGUACUGAACCUUUUCCUCGAUAAUAUUUGUGAUAAUUUUUUACUUCCAAAAUGGGAGUGGUUGUACCUAAUCAUGUAUGGAAGUAAAAUUUUGUAAGGAUUAUUGUUUGCACUCAUGGUAAUAACAAAAGAUACCAUUUGUUAUGAAAAAUAACAUUAUUUAUGGA
Cannabis sativa is the source of this 2256-nucleotide messenger RNA. RefSeq names its product cysteine-rich receptor-like protein kinase 44. Bases 122 to 2113 code for a protein of 663 amino acids. Gene Ontology annotation, molecular function: protein kinase activity; ATP binding. The transcript has 7 exons. Gene Ontology annotation, biological process: protein phosphorylation. NCBI's taxonomy places the organism in Eukaryota, Viridiplantae, Streptophyta, Magnoliopsida, Rosales, Cannabaceae. The record is from RefSeq and is a predicted model, not a curated record.